Molecule: messenger RNA, 1293 nt
Organism: Oxyura jamaicensis (ruddy duck)
Lineage: Eukaryota; Metazoa; Chordata; Aves; Anseriformes; Anatidae
Exons: 3
Coding region: 29-673 (214 amino acids)
Biological process (GO): immune response
Cellular component (GO): extracellular region
Molecular function (GO): cytokine activity
Source: RefSeq, a predicted model, not a curated record
CUGCAGCACCGCUCCCCGGCACCCGGACAUGCGGCGCCACGCGCGGCCCCUGGGCGUGCUGGCAGCCGUGGCCAAGGGACUCUUCCUCCUCUGGGCCGUGCCAGCGCGGAGCACGCAGCCCCCGACCCUGCAGCAGAUCCAUGCACUGGUGCGGCACAUGGCCGAGGACGCCCGGGAGCUCUUCCUCUUCUACGAGCAGGACCAGCGCCUGGCCUUCAACCGGCUGUGCCGCACCAACGCCUCGCUGGAGUGGCUGCGGGGGACGGUGGUGGCGGGGACCGGGGGGCUGCGGGCGCUGCACGGGGCCAUGGCCCGCAUGGACCGGGCGCUGCAGGGAAUCACCCAGCACCAGCGCGACCUCAACCCCCCCGGGGCCCCCAUCCUGCGCCGCCUCGACAGCACCCGCCUGAAGGUGCGGGGCCUCCUCAGCAACCUGGAGGGCGUCCUCCAUGCCCACGGCAUCGUCCCCACCGUCCCCACCCUGCCCCGGCUGCUGGAGGCCACCAGAGUCUUCCAGCAGAAGGUGGAGGGCUGCCGGAUCCUCUGGAGCUACGCACGCUUCACGGAGCAUCUCAGCGCCCAGCUGGAGGAGCGAGGGCUGCGGGCGCGCCGGGAGGAGCAGAGGCAGCAGCGGCGAGGCCGGCGGCGAGGCCGGCGGCCAGCGAGGUCCUAGGGAGCCCCUGGCACCCCCGCUGCUGUCACCCGAGCUGUCCCCAGCACCCUGGGGCUUGCGGUUGGAUGCGGAGAGCCCGGCGCGUGGCUGGCACUGGCACAGAUGUCCCCCAGGUGCCACCAUGUGUGGAAGCCGGCAUCGGCCAGCGGGGUCACUCUGGGUUGGUGACGUCCCCCGUUGCCAGCCCUGCCUGAUUUUCCAGUGAUUCAAUGAGUCUGGUGACAUGUCCUGACUAAGGGGCCGCUCGCACGGCACCCGCACACCCGGCGCAGGCAGGGUGCAGCCCCAGACCGACAGUGGCCGCUUGUGCCACCGGCAUGUCACCGGCAUGUCACCCCCUGCCUGCCUCUCGAGGGGUUCGCUGAACCCGGAGAGCACCUGGGGGUGGCUUUUCUUGUGCCUGGUGUGCCCAUCAGCCUGAUGUCCCUGUGAGCUUGGUGUCCCCAUGAGCCUGGUGUCCCCGUGCACUCAGUGUCCCUGCGAGCGCAGUGUCCCUGUGCUCGUCCCUGCACGCCUGGUGUCUGUGUGCCUGUCCUUGUGCCUCACGUCCCUGCAUUGUGUCCCCACGCCCUCAGUAACCCCGUGCCCACCCCUGGGCCCUUGGUGUCCCCAGCAUCCCC